This is a messenger RNA of Tilletiopsis washingtonensis, 651 nucleotides long. RefSeq lists its product as hypothetical. Bases 147 to 602 code for a protein of 151 amino acids. The transcript has 2 exons. The record is from RefSeq and is a predicted model, not a curated record. NCBI's taxonomy places the organism in Eukaryota, Fungi, Basidiomycota, Exobasidiomycetes, Entylomatales.
CCCUCUAGGACAGCUCUAAAUGCGACUUGAGGCCUCCUCAGCUUCGUCUCCAGCUCCUCAUCCUCCUUCUCGGUACAGCACGCAGCACGCUCGCUUACGCGCCCGCCCGCCCCAACUCGUCCAUCUGCGCCCCGCAUCGGCCGGCCAUGCCCUCCACACCCACCUCGCGCUCGCCGCUCGCUCCCUCGCGCCAAGUCGUGGCGCCUUCCCGCGUCGACGAUGCCUUCUUCAGCGCCUCUGCGGCCAGCAGCAGCAGUGCACUGCGCGGCAAUCUCUUCUGCAGCACGUCCAGCUCCUCACUCCACUCCUCGGCCGCAAGUCACGAAGACGCCGCGCUGCUCCUCGAGCUGCGCGCAGCCGACGAGCUCGAGCUCGCUGCGCCGGUGCAGAAGCGUGCUCGACGUGCAGAGCGGGGCGAGGAGGAUGGCGCACAUGCUGUGACUGCGUCGGUGUCGCAAGCUGCAAGACCGCUCAUGAGGCCCGGAGAUGCGUCGCCGGAGCAUCUGCGUCGGCUGGAACGGCUGGUGGCAAAGGAGGAGAAGGCGGAGAAGGAACUGGCCGCGAGGAGCAAGAGCUCGCCGGCGAAAAGCGGCGGCGUGUAGUUUGUCGGACAGGAGAGGUGAGGUGGACAGGCUGCGUGGGAGGGUUGUA